Halichondria panicea is the source of this 2180-nucleotide messenger RNA. RefSeq lists its product as uncharacterized. The record is from RefSeq and is a predicted model, not a curated record. Lineage: Eukaryota; Metazoa; Porifera; Demospongiae; Suberitida; Halichondriidae. The transcript is spliced from 5 exons. Bases 184 to 2016 code for a protein of 610 amino acids.
AGAGACCGCUGACGCAGCACAAUGGAGUCCUCUGUCAAGCGAUCUUUGCCAAAAGACAGGAUGACAUGAUUCAUGAUUGGGCCUGGAGGAGUCCUAGAGUUACUGUACUAGUACUGAGUCGAGUAGCUAGAUUCUAUACAUGCAGUGUAUGCAAAAGUGAACAACUUCAAACCUAAUUGCAAUAUGGACCACACACAAGCUGAGGAGAUACUGAGUUUGCCCAAAGAUGCAGCUGUUCUUGGGACAACAGAACCGUCUGCAUUCAUACUCUCUCUACGAGACAAGAGUGAAUUCUCAAAGCUCCAUCCAGCUGGCUAUCAUUGCAUACCUCACAUUGGUACCUAUGGCCAAUACUACACUCUCUCCUUCCCAAUGGUACUGGUGUCUCUGCCUGCCACUCCAAGGUACCUACGAUGUCUACCAAAUGAAGUAUUAAAUUCUCUGGAUCUCGAACAGUACUCAUCGAAUCAAACUCACUUCAACCUCAUGGCUUCACCACCCACCACCCUUCUGGAUAAACCACACCCUUAUAUCCCGACGUCACAAACUGAUGACACCCAGUUGCAAUAUGUAGCUCGUAACGUAGUUUGGAAUGCUCUGGUCAGUGCCUACCAUCGAGUUUUACACGGCACUAAACAAAUGGAAGAUAUGACAGUGCAGAUGGAGGCAAUGUCGUUUGAUAUGAGUGACACUCUGAAGCCUGAUUGGACGAUUCCCAAGCAGGGAAGCUCGGUAGUCAGUCUAGAAAGCAAGGGUUAUGUAAAUGCUUCUUCAGAUUUGAGGAAAGUUGCAUUCGCUGAUCGGACAGGAGUUGUGUAUAUUAACGAAGAUUACGAAGAGGAAUUGAAGAUAGUUGCCAAGAAGCUGGUCAACAAAGCGUUACACCUUGCCUACAAAACCGUGGAAUCCCUCUAUCGAAGAAGCAGUAUCGAAUAUCUCAUAGCUAGCACCAAACGAAUGAAGAUAUCACACUCGCCCUCCCCACCUCCCCCGACUGUGUUUGAAGAUCCCAAUGCCGAUAGUAAUGGCCAACCAAAACCUCUGCAUAGGAGCCGAAACAGAAGAAGUCCCUCGCCAGAUACUCUUCUCAGAAAACUGGGAGCUAAACGCCAGAGAAGUGGCUCUCACGAUAUUGCGAUGCUAAGUGAUCAACAUCGGACAAAGAAACUGCUUGUUAGUGGAAAGUCUCAGGUCGACUCUGACCCCAGACAUAUCCUGAGGGUGCGGCCUGGAACUGAACCGCCUCCUGUUUCUCAGCUUGCCAAUAUAGCUUUCAGUGUGAGUCAAAUGUCCAUUGCUGAAGAAUCGGACGAGGAAUCAGACGAGGAAAGUUACACGAUACUCGAGGCAGUACAGAGAACCCCAGAGCAAAGUGAACUGCACAAUCCAAGUUCCGCUGUACCAGUUUAUCAUAUGUACCCCCCACGACCACCCCCUGCAGCUGAGCAAGGUAUUUCGUCCAUCGUCGUGUCACCUGAUUCCAUCCUAGACAUGGAUUUAUUCGUUAUCGUCCAUUCGUACCCACCCCCCAGUCAAUGUCAGAAGUUUCUCUGUGUGAACACGGAUGAGGUCAACCUGGUUUACCAUUGCUGGCUAUAUAAGGACAGUCCUUUCGCUUCCAAUCACACGCUCAAUCGUAAAGUGCAGAUGGGUGUGUUCUGUCCGCAGGGGGUGGAGCAAGUGCACCUUAACCUUCAGGAUGCUGGAGUGCCAUUUGACUUCCUGGAUGAGAGGACGGUGUGUAUACAUAACUGCUGUUUUUCCCCCGAGAAUGCUCAACUCCAACUAGCGACCUUAAACAAUCAAACCCUCUUCCAUUCGUUCUUCUCAGUGGCCAGACACGGAUCGAGGAAGGUGGUGGCAUAUCACGUCGUCCCCGGCAACACACUGGUAGAGCAGUUGGUUAGAAGUAGCAUUCAAGAUUGUUGUAAUUUGAGACAGUUGUUGCUAUCAUUAGCAAACUCAUUCCCAGCUCUAGGUGAAAAACUGGCCAGUCUUAUCCUUCCUAUGUUCUAGGUAUAAAAAUUUUUAAAAAUUGGCUGGCCAAAUAUUUUUGUUGCUUUAAUCAAAAAUUGUUUUUCUUGAUAUAUCGAUAUAUGGAGUGUUUGUGUAAUUUGUACCGAACAAUACAUUCAUGUUCUCGACAAUCGUAAGAAUUAUUAUCAACAUUAAUUUUAAUA